CUUCCACCGAAAAUUGGUUUGAACGAGAUCUAGUAAGUAGUUUUUUUUAAUAAAACUUAAUUUAAAAAAAAUACCCUAUUAUUAAAACAUCGAUCAAAGUUACAACGAACUACAAUAACUUUUAUAUGAUGUUACUGCUGCUACAACAUUGUUUGAAACGAUGCGCAAUGAUUAGAAACAAGAUUAUCUUUAAUCUACGAGUAACGUAGAUAGUGCUAUUGGUAGUAUUUACGAGUGCAAAAACGUUAUAUAAACUGCAACCGCGUGGUAAUUUACUUACUUAAAAACUAUUCACGAACAUUACUCAAUAGUCACAAGUUUUCGCCGUAGCAGACGUUUUAAGUUACGUGAUUUGAGAAAAGAAAAUAGUAAAUUUAAAGUUAUGGAGUUACAGAAGAAUGAAACUGAUAGACUUUUUGUUGAACCAAUGGUGCCUAAACCCAAAGUGAGUCUAAAUACAAUUCUUUUCGAGGCGAUCGGUCAGUUCGGAAGGUAUCAGCUGCGGAUGGUAAUGUUGAUGGGAAUGCUGAGUGUCUUCACCGCGUUCUCGGCUGUCGAAUAUAUGCUUACUACAGGGAGAAUCAAAACCAGAUGUUUAAUUCCGGAGUGCGAAACCUUGGAAGGUGCGAAAUUUUCCCCGCCAUGGAUUUUGAACGCUGUACCGAAGAUCGACGGCUCUUUCGACAGCUGCCACCGCUUCAAGCCCGAGAGCAUCACUAUGAGGAAUGACUCCUGCCCAGCUGAGCGGUUCAUCAGAAACGUAACGAUCGACUGUACUGAAUACUUGUACGAAAAUCAUAAUACCAUUGUUUACAGUUUUGGUUUAGCAUGCGACGAAUGGCGCCGAUCACUCAUUGGUUCAGUACACACUUGUGGCAAUCUCCUCGCCUUACCCAUCACGGGCUACAUCUCCGACAACUGGGGCCGCCGCCUCGCGCUUCUCUUUAACGUCGUCAACACCGCCUGGAUGGGCUGCGUGCGCUACUGGUGCAGCAGCUACUACACGUUUCUGGUCGCUGAGCUGCUUAAAUCCAUGUUUAGUGGUGGAAUCUUCUCUUGCACGCAUAUCUUGGUAAUGGAAUUAGUCGGUCCUAAGCACCGGGUGGCGGCAGGCGCAGCUUUAAGUACUUGCCUUUCUUCGGGACAUUUCUUAGUAGGCCUCAUCGCGUGGAAUGUUCCUUAUUGGAGGAAUCUGAUACUCAUACUUUAUGCCCCUUUAUUUCUAUUUCUUUCAUAUUAUUGGUUCAUUUCGGAAUCUGUACGCUGGAACAUGACAAAGGGAAGGUAUAGAGAGGUUGAAAGUUUCCUUAAAAAGGUAGCCCAAGUUAAUAAAAGGGAAUUAACUGAGAAAUUUCAGCAAGAAUUAAAAGAAACUGUGAAUACAGAAGAAAUACUAAAAGUACGCGAAGAAGAACACAAAAAGAAGGAGCCUUGGCUGAUCGUAGCAGUAUUUCAAAAUAAAGAGAUUUUAAAACGCUGUUGCAUUGUACCGCUAUGCUGGAUAACCGUCGCCUUGAUCUACAGCAGCUUGGCAAUUAACUCAGUGAACAUGUCCGGGAACCGAUACUUAAACUUGAUGAUGGUAGCUGCAUCAGAUAUACCAGGUUAUUGGGUGGCUGUGCUGCUAAUGGAUAGGAUCGGCAGAAAGCCUGUUAUCAUUGGCGCUUUCUGGACCUGCGCUGCCUGCCAACUGGUCUACAUAAUACUACCUAAGUCUAUGUACGUCGCUUCCUUAUCAGUGUAUCUGAUCAGCAAGUUCAGUAUCGCGAUAGUGUUGAUGUCACUGUACAUCUUCACCGCAGAGAUGUUCCCGACCAAGCACAGGCACAGCUUGAUGGCUUUUGCCUCCAUGCUGGGCAGGAUUGGCGCUAUUGUGGCUCCAUUAACACCCGCACUUCUAGAUGGUACUAGCAGAGCUGAGUCCCGCUGCUGCUACUCUGUGGUUCCAGCCUGGCACCUGGACGCUCCGAGUUGCUUCGCCUCUUGUGCCAAUGACGCGUGAAUUGAGAAUUCCCGUAGCCGAGUCCAAGAGACGUCAUACUUCCUCGCGUUCGAUUCCGUCUAACAUCGUCGCCUGCAAGUCCUUGUAAAGGAGACAUUAUAAGAAAUAGCAAAUUAGGAUGUUGUCACGGCAUAAAUAGCAAAUUAGGAUGUUGUCGUCAAUCAAUAGACACCCACUGCUGGACACAAGGCUUGUAGUCAAUUCCACACGCCAUGGUCAUAACAGAGGCAAAUGAUCUGAUGCUAUACUAAAUCUAUCUAAGGUAUCUACUUACUAAAAAUGCU
Maniola jurtina (meadow brown) is the source of this 2286-nucleotide messenger RNA. RefSeq names its product organic cation transporter protein-like. Bases 383 to 2002 code for a protein of 539 amino acids. The transcript has 6 exons. The record is from RefSeq and is a predicted model, not a curated record. NCBI's taxonomy places the organism in Eukaryota, Metazoa, Arthropoda, Insecta, Lepidoptera, Nymphalidae. Gene Ontology annotation, biological process: transmembrane transport. Gene Ontology annotation, cellular component: membrane. Gene Ontology annotation, molecular function: transmembrane transporter activity.